GAGAGAGAGAGAGAGAGAGAGAGAGAGAGAGAGAGAGAGAGAGAGAGAGAGAGAAGGAGAGAGAGAAUAUACAACCAAAAUGUAAUAACCUUUCAAACAUUGCCCAAAUCAUCCUUUUGAAAGGAAACUCACAAAUAACGAUAUUUCCGACCAUUUUUUUGCUUAAAAAAUAAAUAAAAAUAAAUAAAAGGAACAUCGAUAUAAUCUGCAGUUAAAUCCAAUCUGUUAGUAAACCUCUUGAACCGAUCCGCUAUAUAUUCACUGGCCACAGAGUGCUUUGUAUACCCAUUUAAUACCCAAACACCCACACACAUUUUUUGCUUCCUCCCAAGGAUAACACCGAAAAGAAUUGCGAGCAAUUCAAGACAUUUUCAGACCUCUGGACAUACACGCGGCCUUCCUGAUUUUAUUACCGGAAACAAUUCCUUACUUAUGCCUUACAUAAAAAGACGCCUUAAGUUUUAGGUGAAUUAAUUUAGCCAUAAAAUACGAAAGUCUACGCGGGAAUAGAAGCGCUUUCUUUGUUGUAGCCGUGGAGUGAAGAGGCGAAUUCUUGAGGGUGGUUCCUGUCAAGCGCUUUGCCGGCGAAAAGAUUGAUCACCACUGCUUCUUCACUACGGAAUAUAGCCCAUGUGUUAUUCUCUCUCUCUCUCUCUCUCUCUCUCUCUCUCUCUCUCUUUUGAAAACAUCACUAUUUAAAUUUUAUCAACCAAAUUUUAUAUCGAACCAUUCCACCAAAGUUUAAGUACAACGUAUUUUUUCUCAUGCGGGAUGGUUCGACAACAAAAAACAAACAAAACAAAACCUCUACUAUAUCUCAUUGAACAUAUGCUAGCCUAUGGCAUAAUACAACCUUUUUAAAUUUUACAACUGUUUAAAACGGGUUUAUUAUUAUUAUUAUUAUUAUUAUUUAUAGAAACUAUAAUUUUGUAACAAUAAAAUUUGUGCAACUUCACCUUAACAUCAAAAUAAAUAAAAACUGAGUAAAUAUCGUUUGAAAUAAUGAUUUUAAAUUUAGCUGCAAACUUACAUGCACAAGGGUCCCCAGUUUUAGAAGUCUCAUAGCAGUCAUAGGAAAGCUGUAAAUUAGUCAAUCUAGGCUACACAAUGCUUAUUCGAGGCGCUCUAUGUAAUGUUCAGCCUCUAAAAUCUCUCAGAAACAUCCCAGUUUGUUUAGCCUACACAGGAGAAAUAGUAUAUAUACACACAUACACAUAGAUAUUGACAGCGUAUAGAUACAGUUCUUGUCUGUUACUCUUGUCAAAACUUUUAAGAUUAAUGACCAUGUUAAAAUUCGCAGUUAGCCAUAUUGUGGAUAUGCUUUUAACAGGCAUUUAAGGCCUCAGGCUUACAUCACCCAAAUCCCUUUAUUCAUAUGGCUAUUGUCUAAAUGAAGACGUUACUUAACCACCCACACCUUUGGACACUCAAGCACAUGGCAACCGUACGCAGUUUGAUUAUAUACACCGAACGUGGGAAUUAUGUGAUCUUGAAUAUUUGAUCUAUAUAGAAAAUAAUACUUUCUUUUACCACCAGGCCCCGUAUUUCCAUUGGUUGCGACUAGUCAUGUGACCAGGAAUUGGCUGCAAAUUCGCCCAUAGUCCUCAGCUUAGUAGACUCUGGUCCCCAUACGCUAGUAAUAUCACCAAUUAUUAAAGCCUGCAAAAACAGUCGUGGGGAGAGCGCUAAAUAAAACCGCGCAUUUUGGAUGUUAUUUUUGUGUAUUUUUUAUGACGCUGGCCGCCCAUUUUGCUUAGGCAAAGCGAUGAAUUUUGAAUUUGAGAGGGAGAUUGGGUUUAUCAACAGCCAGCCUUCCCUUGCUGAGUGCCUGACGUCUUUCCCCGCUGUCCUGGAGUCAUUUCAAACUUCAUCAAUCAAGGACUCGACAGUAAUUCCACCUCCUUUCGAACACACUAUUCCCAGCCUAAGUCCUUGCACAGGCAACCAGGCGCGACCGAGGAGCCAUAAGAGAACCGCCUCUAAUGGCCUCCAGCUCCGGUCGCAAACCACGCCAACGCAGCAGAAGCAGGUCCCGGCUUCAGCCACGACCGGCGGCCCCCUUGCACACGAGUUCCCAUGGAUGAAGGAAAAGAAGUCGUCGAAGAAAUACCCCAAGCCUGGAGCAGCACCCACUGCACCCACUGCAGCUGCCUCUCCCUCCCCAGCAUCAUCUGGUUUCAAUACCGCAGGACUAGAGUCCCCCACAGAAAUCCAAGUCGGGUUGGACAAUGGCAGUGGUUCUCGUCGUCUGAGGACAGCAUACACCAACACACAACUACUCGAACUGGAGAAGGAGUUCCACUUCAACAAAUAUCUUUGUCGGCCCAGAAGGGUCGAAAUUGCAGCCCUUUUGGAUCUAACCGAACGCCAGGUCAAAGUGUGGUUUCAAAACCGUCGCAUGAAACACAAGCGACAAACGACGCACCACCGAGACGGACAAGAAGGCGAGUCUAGCGCUUUCGAGCCACUCGAAGGCUCAGACGCAGCCUCGCCUUUCCCUAACCCGCCACCGGAGACGUCCGGUCCGGCAGCAUCCAGUUCUAGUUCGGCCAGUACAUCCGAGAGUGAGCCGUCGCUUUCGGCUUCUUGCUUCAGUAACGGUGCUGACAAUACCCACCCCACGCCUGAUGAAAGUCAGCCAAUUCAGACCAAGUCGGCAGAUGGCCCUGACACAGCGGUUCACUCACCCACGUACCCGACACCCACAGCCGAUAUCCCCCGUACAAUAGUGGAGCCGCACAAGGAAAUGCCAGAGAACGCCUUCACACAGCCGCAGGACGCCAACUCACUAGCGGACCUGAAUUUCUUUUCCGCUGACUCCUGCCUACAGAUUUCGGACGCUUUAUCGCCCAGUCUGCAAAGUUCGCUGGAUAGUCCCGUAGACUUUUCCGAAGAGGAUUUUGACUUGUUUACAAGUACUCUUUGUACUAUAGAUUUACAACAUUUACAAUUUUGACCGACUUAAAAACAACAACUGAAAUGUAUCUCGACACACUAGCCUGUUAUGAAUAACAACAUUCUCACAAAAGAAGGAAUCAAAUAUUUUUAGGUUACAUACUCUUAUGCAUAGCUGCAAGACGGAGCUGUAAAGGAGAAAAAAGACAUUACAGUAUUAUAAUGAUGGUCCAAACUGGGAUUGCUAUUGUCCAGUUUCAGGUAUCAUCUCCUCUGUUUAUAUGGAUUUUGCUUCAUCCUGAAUGAUGGAUAAAUAUGCGGGGAUUUUUUUUUCCAAGUUAAACCCAAUCGUUGAAUUCUCAGGAAAGUCAAACAUUAUGUUAGCUGAACUGCUUUUAGAAUUUUUUUCUUUUCCAGAGACGGGCGAUGUGCCCGCUGAUGAAUUUUAGAACUAGUUUAUUUAUUGAGAUUCUUUAAUAGUAAAUUACAAAUUAUUUAUUGUACAUUAUUUUCAUAGUUGAAAAUAAAACAUUUAUAAGUGUAA
Messenger RNA from Silurus meridionalis, 3439 nucleotides. It is a transcript of the gene hoxb2a, whose product is annotated as homeobox B2a. Bases 1709 to 2956 code for a protein of 415 amino acids. The transcript has 2 exons. Gene Ontology annotation, molecular function: DNA binding; DNA-binding transcription factor activity, RNA polymerase II-specific. The record is from RefSeq and is a predicted model, not a curated record. Gene Ontology annotation, biological process: regulation of DNA-templated transcription. NCBI's taxonomy places the organism in Eukaryota, Metazoa, Chordata, Actinopteri, Siluriformes, Siluridae.